Messenger RNA from Pedinophyceae sp. YPF-701, 1698 nucleotides. The record is from the annotation of a GenBank genome assembly. Lineage: Eukaryota; Viridiplantae; Chlorophyta; Pedinophyceae.
AUGGAUGGGGCGAACCUCGAACUCGCCAGCGCGCUCGUCAGCAAGGCCUACAUCCAGCAGGGGGGCCAGGCGCUGCGCCAGAGGGCGAAGCAGAUCCGGUCACUGCUGUCAGAGCGGCGGCUCCCCCCGCGGGGCUGGGACGAGACGUCCAUCGAGACCCUCCUCGAUGACCUCGCCAAGAUGGACUCGAACAACUUCCUCGGGCAGGUCGGCCUGGGGGAGCGCGAGGGCCGCAUUGCCUGCCCGAUGGUGGCGCGACGCAACCACGGCAUGGGGCACGGAAUCGGGCGGUCCGGGAGCGUCUCCGCCGAGCAGCCCAAGGCCGCGGGGUCUUCCCUGAUCGUCAAGCUGUGCAACCUCCUCGCCACGGACGCCCUGCGCGAGGCCGGCCUCCGGAGCAUCGGCCGCGCCCUGGUGCUGCCGAUGGCCACCGGCCUCACGCUGCAGCAGGUCCUCCUGUGCCUCCGCGCGCGCAGACCGCUCGCGCCGUGGGUCAUCUGGCCGCGCGUCGACCAGAAGACCUGCGUCAAGUGCGUGGUCAGCGCGGGCCUGGCUAUCAGGGUCGUUCCCCUGCGCCAGGACGGCGACCAGCUGCGCUCCGCCGUCGAGGACAUCACCGCCGGGAUCCACGCAGUCGGCGCCGCGAACGUGCUGUGCGUGAUGACGACGACCUCGUGCUUCGCGCCGCGCGCGAUGGACCCGGUGUUCGGCGUCGCGCGGCUGUGCGCGGCCAUGGACCUCCCCCACGUGGUCAACAACGCGUACGGCGUGCAGAGCUCCGCCAUCUGCGCGGAGAUCUCGCGCGCGUGGGAGACGGGCCGCGUCGACGCCGUCGUGCAGUCCACGGACAAGAACUUCAUGGUGCCCGUCGGCGGCGCCAUCGUCGUCGCGGGGAAGAGCGACACCUCGCUGGUCGACGCCGUCUCCGACAGCUUCCCCGGCCGCGCGGCGCUCGCGGCGCACCUCGACCUGCUCACCACGCUGCUGUGGUGGGGCCGCGAGGGCUGGCAGCGCGUGCUCCGGCAGCGCGAGGAGAUGUACGGCGUGCUGCACAAGGAGCUCUGCGCCGUCGCGGAGAAGUGGGGCGAGCGCGUGCUGCACACGCCGGGGAACCCGAUCUCGAUCGCGAUCACGCUCGAGUCCCUGGCCGCGGCGCCGGGCGGGCCCACGACGCUCGGCGGGAUGGUGUUUGCGCGCGGCGUGUCGGGGACGCGCGUCGCGGGGCGCGCGCGCGGCCAGGACGUCGCCGGCGUCUGGCUGCCCAACUUCGGCGCCCACCACGACCACUACCCGUACUGCUACCUCACGGCCGCCGCCGCGCUGGGCCUCGACGAGCCGCAGAUCGAAACGUUCGUGCAGCGCUUCGACGCCGUGUUCCGGAAGCUCAAGCGCGGCCCGUCGGAGACAGGACUGUCCGAGGCGCCGUCGCGCGCCGACUCCGAGGCUCCCUCGCCGCGCACGAUCCGCCUGUCCGCUGCGAACCUCAUGCCAGGCGCACCGCCGCCUCCUCCGCCCCCCCCUCCGCCCCAGCGCAAGGCCCCGCCGUUCGGAUCGGGCAACGAGAGAUCGAUCAGCGAUCCCCCGAGGGGCGCCCGCGCGCAUGCAAACCCCACUCCCGUGAGCAGCAGUGCUCAUACAAGCACGCACGACCCGCCGCAGGAGAGCACCGACGAGCCCCCGCCUGGGUGGCCCGCCUGA